Molecule: messenger RNA, 718 nt
Organism: Oncorhynchus keta (chum salmon)
Lineage: Eukaryota; Metazoa; Chordata; Actinopteri; Salmoniformes; Salmonidae
Product: periplakin-like
Exons: 6
Coding region: 77-718 (213 amino acids)
Biological process (GO): intermediate filament cytoskeleton organization; wound healing
Cellular component (GO): intermediate filament; membrane; cytoplasm
Molecular function (GO): structural molecule activity; cadherin binding
Source: RefSeq, a predicted model, not a curated record
UCUGAGCUGUCUGCACUGAUUGAGAAGCUGCAGAAGAACGCUGACAAGGUGGGAGAAGCUCAUCCUUGAGACGGAGAUGAACCUCAACAAGGAUGUGAGUAAGAUCAACGAGGGCAAGCAGCCUCUGUACCAGGACGACACCAACAAGCGCAUCCUAAGCUCUCUGGAGCUGCUGCAAGGCCUGGAUGAGGACGCCGUCGACGCAAAACGCCUGCAGCACCCCCAGGCUGAGAUGAUUGAGCAGGAUAUGAAGCAGCUGAGAGUGAGACUAAGGAAGCUGAGAGAGGACCACGACCGCAUCUACCACCUGACCUGUUCUGAGGGCCUGCCGAGCGUCAACUGGGGCAGGAUCAUAGAGGAGAAACAGGGCAACCUGAGCAACAAGGGUUUUGGUCAGGACCUGCCCACCAUAGAGAACGAGGUGGAGGAACACAACAUCUUUCACAGUGAGGUGGAGGCCCUGGCCCCUCACAUCUCAGCCAGCGACGACAAGGACUCUGCCAGUGCCCUCCAGCUGAAGUACAACAAGCUCCUGGCCAGUUCCAGUGCUCGACAGCGCCACCUGUUGAGCCUGCGUGACUACAUGCAGCGCUGCACUAAUGAGCUGUACUGGAUGGACCAGCAGGCAGGGAGAUCUCUCCCCAGGCCAUCAGUCUAUGACUGGAGCCAGAUACUAACCUGGACUACCCUGCACGUCACAGACAGUAUGAGUAACUAG